CGUUACCGUUAAACUUACACGUUUUCAAUGAAAGCAACUGGGGUUAAUGGAGUUGCAUUUAAUCAUAUAAAUCAUUAAGUUCGGUCUGCUAAACGAGAGGCGGCUGUUAUGAAUCUAAGCGCAAAGGCGCCCAAGAAAUGUCUUCAGUAAAGGCCAGUGCUGUUAAAGCACUUCAGAAGGAACUGAAAGAUCUCAAUGAAUUGCCAGUUGAGGGAUUCAAGGUAAUGGUAUCUGAAGAGGAAAAUCUUUUCGUUUGGGACGUUGCGAUAUUUGGGCCACCAAUGACUUUAUAUGAAGGCGGUUAUUUUAAGGCUCGAUUAUCUUUUCCGGAUGACUAUCCAUAUAGUCCCCCUACAAUGCACUUUCUAAGUAGGAUGUACCACCCCAACAUAUAUGAAAAUGGCGAGGUUUGUAUAUCAAUUUUACAUUCGCCAGGAGAUGAUCCCCAAAGUGGUGAACUGCCUUCGGAAAGGUGGAAUCCGACACAAAAUGUCAGGACUGUACUUUUAAGUGUAAUUUCCCUAUUAAAUGAACCAAACAUACAUUCAGCCGCUCAUGUUGAUGCUUCAGUAGCUUAUAGAAAGUGGAAGGAAUCUAAUGGAGUUGAGGAUGAGUACGAACGCAUAGUUAAAUCACUUGUUAUAGCAACUCAUGAAGAGGCUAAGAAGGAUGGUGUAACUGUUCCAACAACUGUCGAAGAGUAUUGUGUGAGUGGUAAAUCAAGUUCAAGAGCAUUUUGCCAUCAAUCUGGCGACUUAGACGGUUUGUCUGAUUAUGGUGACGACGAGUAUUAUGGCUCUGAUGGAGAUGAUGAAGAUGAAGGCUUGCUUACAGAUACGAAUGAAGAUCAAAAAUCAGCAUUUACGGGUGAAUGUUCUCAGGCGUCCAAAACUGAUUCUACAGCGCAUGAACCUCACUCGAGUAAAUCAGAAAAUGUCCUGAAAACCACAUUACAUUCAUCAUCAGUAAACCCAAGUGAAUCUUCGAGAGUUAUCGAUCAUCGGAUAUCAGGUGAAUGCAAUCGUGUGACUUCUCCGAGUUAGUUGAUACUUUAUAACUCUGGGUUUUCACUGACUUUAAUUUUCUGUAAUAUUAUUUCUUAAUAUUUUGUUUACUUUGGAACGAAAGAUAUUUUUGAUCUCAGAACAGAUACAGUUGAAUUCUGUGAAAUUUAUGAUUUUUUUUGAUUUAUAGUUACUACUAGUCUAUUGUCCAAAUUUCUUUCUUUUGUGUUCUAUUAUGUGAAAAGUAUUUGACAAAGAUUAUUGAUAUGGUAAAAAUUCAAGUCCAUAUAUUUGCAAUACUUUGUUUAUAAUGAUUACUGUUACCGCUGCUGUUGCAGUUGCUUUUGCAGAUAUUUUUCUCUUCUUUUGUUUCACAAUUACUAGAUUUCAAGUCUUGUACACAUUUCUCUUACACAUAGACUUUUAUGUUGGUCUUCCAUUGUCCCCCUAAACCAGUAGUAGUCUUUAAUCAACUCUUUGUACAAAAUAUUUCAUGUUUUUUCUUUUUUACAUAUUCAUGUUGUCUUGUUUACUCUAACUCCUCCUUAGUCAUGAAAUAAAGCACUGUUAACUUUAGCAGUUAAUAUGUAUGCUUUUGGUUCAGUUUUUAAAAUCAUUUCCUUCUUUUAAUUAAUAUAUGUGAAUAUAUUAUCUCCAAAAAAAAUGAAUAUCUCAGCAGUGGAAUUGUUAACUUUGUUUCAGUUGCGUCAGGGAAGUAAUCUGCAUUUCUGUUUAUAUAUGUACUGGUAAUUAUAUUGAUCAAAUCAAAGUGUGGGGUAUUAUAUU
Messenger RNA from Trichobilharzia szidati, 1790 nucleotides. The record is from the annotation of a GenBank genome assembly. NCBI's taxonomy places the organism in Eukaryota, Metazoa, Platyhelminthes, Trematoda, Strigeidida, Schistosomatidae.